This is a messenger RNA of Capronia coronata CBS 617.96, 1563 nucleotides long. RefSeq lists its product as uncharacterized. NCBI's taxonomy places the organism in Eukaryota, Fungi, Ascomycota, Eurotiomycetes, Chaetothyriales, Herpotrichiellaceae. The record is from RefSeq and is a predicted model, not a curated record. The coding region runs from base 1 to 1563 and encodes 520 amino acids. The transcript is spliced from 2 exons. Gene Ontology annotation, cellular component: plasma membrane. Gene Ontology annotation, molecular function: phosphoprotein phosphatase activity.
AUGACAGAAAAGCCCAAACAACCUUCGCUCGUCAAAAUACCUUCUCGGUCGUCUUCUCAUCAGAAACAGUCCGAGACAACGUCCCCUACUCCUCCUGUAUCAACUAUACCGAACGAAGAACCCGCUUCUCCAAGGCGCGGGUCCAAAAGGAGCCUCCUGAGCAGAAGUAGGAACGCCAGCCGAAGCAGCAGAAAGUCGACAAAGGCGGCCCGUACUGGUGACGACCCCAAAGAGCCAGUGCCGCCACUUGCGCAGUCGGGCGCUCCUAGAAGUGACAAGAAACCUCGAAGCGGCCUGCUCGCACUAUUUAACUGUUGUUUACCCCAUGAACUGCCUGACGAUACGAAAUCCGACGACCCUGACGUCUCAGCAAAGAAGGUUAAAAUCCAGCCUACGCCGCAGAGGGCGUCCAGGCCACCCGAACAGAGUGAGGUUAUCGGGAACGAGAAAGCGCUGGAAGGCAGAGCGUCUGCCGGGGAGCGGGUUGUGGAGGGCCGAGGUGGGGAGGAAGAGAAGGCUGGGCUUUCCGAGAAACGGGCGAUUGAUGUUACCGGACCAGGAGUAACACGAGAGGAUGUGUAUGACGACAAAGUUAGCCCUGUAUCAGGAGGCAACGGGUCAGCAUCCGCCACAACUCAACCGAACCCCGGGGACCAAGAACUAGCUCAUAGCGGCCAACUUGAACCGCUGCAGACAACGACGGCUAUUGCGCCCGAAUCCUCCACCAAGCCAGAAUUGGAGGUGACGGCCGCAACGCCCCUUGAGCCAGAACUCUCCACCGACGCUCAAAGUUUCCGGGGUCCGAGUGACAGAGACAGCGAUGUCGAUAUGAGCGAUGCGCCUCCUUCGGUUCCAAGCGAUGAAGACGAACCGGUGGACGAGCCUCCUCAACCGGCAGAGCUACAACCUCAAGUGCCUCUGCCUCCUCCACCCCCGUUAGAGAAGCGCCAAGAGCAGAUCGCAACCAAGGAAGUCCCGGCGGUCUCAGAAGAAGUGGCCGAAAAGCAGACAUGGCUUCUGCCUCCUCUCGAGCCCCGGUUCAAAGGGCGGAAGUGUCUAGUCCUUGAUCUGGAUGAGACAUUGGUACACAGCAGCUUCAAAAUCCUUAACCAGGCCGACUUCACCAUUCCCGUCGAGAUUGAAGGCCAGUACCACAAUGUGUAUGUCAUAAAAAGGCCCGGCGUGGAUGCCUUUAUGAAAAGGGUUGGUGAACUGUACGAAGUCGUUGUGUUUACAGCUUCGGUCUCCAAAUAUGGUGAUCCGUUGUUGGACCAGCUAGAUAUCCACCACGUGGUGCACCACCGACUGUUCCGUGAGAGCUGCUAUAAUCACCAGGGAAACUAUGUGAAGGAUCUAUCGCAGGUCGGACGGGAUUUGAAAGAAGUCAUCAUCAUCGACAAUUCGCCGACGUCCUACAUCUUCCAUCCGCAACAUGCAGUUCCCAUAAGCUCCUGGUUUUCGGAUGCCCACGAUAAUGAACUGCUCGAUCUGAUACCGGUCCUCGAAGACCUUGCGGGACCGCAAGUGCGGGAUGUGAGCUUGGUUUUGGAUGUUGCCCUGUGA